UAGCUAUGCACUUCAAGCAAGGGCGAUGUGUAAUGCGGCGCGUAUUCACAUGAGAUUCAAAGUGGGUCCCACGACAGCCUCGACUGUACCAUACUGAUUUUCACAUUUUUGUAUCAGAAUCAUCUUGUGUCCGCCAUACAUCUACGGUGAGUGAUCAGGUUGAAUUUCAUGUUCAGCCCGAUCAUCGGGUCCGUCUUUUGGGUCCUGCUGAAAUGCAAGUUGAUACAUGCUGUUGCAUGUAACCGUGUCUGCCACCUGCUAACACAUGCCACAUUCUCGAUCGCACCCAUGGCAUUUGGUGCUUGCAAAACCGCAGACGUCCCUGCUACGCCAACUCAUUCUUUUAGCAUCAAAUCGAGUAUUGGACGUUCAACUGCGGUCACGGACCAUGUGGAUGUCCCUGAUAACUCAGGGCGGUGUUUUACACUGCAAAUUGGCCUAUCCUCGCAAUGCUGUCUUGCAAUGCUCCAUUCAAAGGCUCCAACUACUAUUGCGAAAUUUAAUGAAAUGGUCGGAAUCAUAGUCUCCCCUAGACAGUCCUUUAAAGCUUUAUUGACGAAUGAAUAUAAUCGUUUGAUGUGAUCACGCAGACUCGUCGUUUGACGAGUGCACUUACCAC
Molecule: messenger RNA, 619 nt
Organism: Suillus subalutaceus
Lineage: Eukaryota; Fungi; Basidiomycota; Agaricomycetes; Boletales; Suillaceae
Exons: 5
Coding region: 169-582 (137 amino acids)
Source: RefSeq, a predicted model, not a curated record